UGGGACACGGGUUCUUUGGCUGGCAUGUAAAUCAGGAUAAUUGCAAAAAUAAAAUCUAGAAAACGUAGACGGCAGGAUUCGAACCUGCGCGGGCAAAGCCCACAUGAUUUCUAGUCAUGCCCGAUAACCACUCCGGCACGUCCACUUCACUUUGUUAAUGAUUUUACAUUUACAUAAUGUAAAUUAUAUGUUUAAAUUUGACUUACUGUAAUCUCUUGUUUAUUCUUAUUCUUCUAUCACCGCUUCAAAAAUCAGUAGCAUUGCAAUCAUCAUCAUCAUCCAUGGCUCCCAAAAGGGUUCUUCUCCUUUGCGGUGACUUCAUGGAAGACUAUGAAGCUAUGGUUCCUUUUCAGGCAUUGCAAGCAUUCGGUAUCACCGUCGAUGCUGUUUGUCCCGGUAAAAAAUCCGGUGAAGUCUGCCGCACCGCCGUCCAUAUGCUUUCCGGUGGACAGACAUAUACUGAGACAGUUGGUCACAAUUUUACACUGAAUGCAACUUUUGAUGAAAUUGAUCACACAAACUAUGAUGGGUUGUGGUUGCCGGGAGGAAGAGCGCCGGAGUAUCUUGCUCACAUUCCUAGUGUUGUGGAGCUGGUUGCCAAGUUUGUGAAUUCUGGAAAACAGAUUGCUUGCAUUUGUCAUGGCCUUUUGAUUCUGGCAGCUGCUGGUGUAGUUGAAGGUCGAAAGUGCACAGCUUUUCCUCCUGUCAAACCGGUAUUGGUUGCGGCUGGUGCUCAUUGGGUUGAACCUGAGACAAUGUCAACAACUGUGGUGGAUGGUAAUCUCAUUACUGCACCUACUUAUGAAGGGCAUCCGGAACUUCUUCAGCAUUUUCUAAAGGCAUUAGGAGGCAAAAUAAGUGGCUAUGAUAAAAAGAUUCUCUUUAUUUGCGGGGAUUACAUGGAAGAUUAUGAGGUUAAGGUUCCUUUUCAGUCUCUUGAGGCUUUAGGAUGCCAUGUUGAUGGAGUUUGCCCCUCAAAGAAGGCUGGGGACACUUGCCCAACUGCUGUUCAUGAUUUUGAAGGAGAUCAGACUUACAGUGAGAAGCCAGGACACAAUUUUGCUUUAACUGCGACCUUUGAUGACGUUGAUCCUUCAGCCUAUGAUGCUCUUGUCAUCCCUGGAGGUCGAUCACCUGAGUACUUGUCAUUGAAUGAGUCCGUUAUUUCCUUGGUGAAGCAUUUCAUGGAAGCCAAUAAGCCAGUUGCAUCAAUCUGCCAUGGCCAACAGAUUUUAGCUGCUGGUGGUCUUCUCAAGGGAAGGAAAUGUACUGCUUAUCCAGCUGUGAAGCUUAAUGUAGUUUUAUCCGGAGCAACAUGGCUGGAGCCUGACCCCAUAAGCCGCUGCUUCACUGAUGGGAAUUUGGUUACUGGAGCUGCAUGGCCAGGGCACCCUGAGUUCAUUGCCCAGUUGAUGGCACUACUCGGUAUUCAAGUAUCUUUCUAGUAGCCUUUUGUAAUGUAGUAUAUUAUAGUAUAAUAAUGAAUAAAAAUCACCACACUUGUCCAUUAUCAAUGGGCUCAACAUAAGUGGAGAUGUGUACUGUCACCAUGUUGAAUUUGAAGAACAUGUAAUGUGCUGAGCAUGCAAGCACUUUGAUGAAAGUGUCUCUUUUGGGUAUGAAUUAUUCUCUCUCCUAAUGAAGAGAUACAUUGUAUAUUUAUAUUACAAGAAAAAUAAAUAAGGAAAACUCCUUUGUAACAAA
Messenger RNA from Lathyrus oleraceus (garden pea), 1704 nucleotides. Its product is annotated as protein DJ-1 homolog D. The transcript is spliced from 5 exons. Bases 282 to 1445 code for a protein of 387 amino acids. The record is from RefSeq and is a predicted model, not a curated record. NCBI's taxonomy places the organism in Eukaryota, Viridiplantae, Streptophyta, Magnoliopsida, Fabales, Fabaceae.